Candoia aspera is the source of this 2287-nucleotide messenger RNA. It is a transcript of the gene ATPAF1, whose product is annotated as ATP synthase mitochondrial F1 complex assembly factor 1. Gene Ontology annotation, biological process: mitochondrial proton-transporting ATP synthase complex assembly. The coding region runs from base 48 to 989 and encodes 313 amino acids. The record is from RefSeq and is a predicted model, not a curated record. The transcript is spliced from 9 exons. NCBI's taxonomy places the organism in Eukaryota, Metazoa, Chordata, Lepidosauria, Squamata, Candoiidae. Gene Ontology annotation, cellular component: mitochondrion.
AGGGUGUUACGCGUUGCUCGCGGCCGACGCAGAGGGGCAGGAGCGGCAUGGCAGCGGGGCACCUGCAGCAGUUCUGGGGGACGGCGGGGCUCAGCCUGUCCCGUGGAGUGCUGAUGAGUCGUUUCGCUGCUCUUCGGCCUCUUGGCCUUUUGGUCCCACCGCGACCUCGGCCGCUAGUGAUCGGGAUCCGCGGGCUUGCAGACGAGGGUGGCCUGGGAGCGAACCCCUUCUUCGAGAAAUACCGAACUAAGAUCCAGGAACUUCGCAGAUCCAAUCCAGAUCUUUUUGAAUCUCGCAUGGAGCAAAAGAAUGAUUUGAAAAAGCAGCCAGUGGGAUUCUCAAAACAGGCAGAGUUUGUCAGAUGCAUGGAGGAACAGACUGCAAAAGCAAAACAAAAAGCCCCAGGAUUCACAAAAAACAAGACUCUUGAUUCUAUACUUAAUGUUGAGAUGAUGAAGAGGAAGAAGCCUGAAGAAAUAAAGCAGAUAUGGAAGCAAUACUUUUCUGGAGAAGACACAGUUUAUGCUGUUAUUCCUGGAAAGACUUUUGAUGUGAUGUGGAAGCGAAUUCAGGAUUGUCCAUCUUUUCUUUAUGCACUGCCAAGGAAGGAAGGGUAUGAAUUUUUUGUUGGACAUUGGUCAGGAACAGAACUCCACUUCACUUCUCUGAUAAACAUUCAGACUCAAGGUGAUAUUUCUCCCAGCCAAUUGAUUUUGUAUCAUUAUCCUGAGCUUCAGGAGGAAAAAGGAAUUGUACUGAUGACUGCAGAAAUGGAUUCAAAAUUUUUGAAUGUGCAGGAAGCCCAGUGCCUGGCCAGCCAGGUUCAGCUUUUCUAUGCCACAGACCGUCAAGAGACCUAUUGGUUGGUGGAAGCAUUUAACCAUCAGCCAAAUGAAUUUAAAUAUAUGUCUGUAAUAAGUGAGCUUGAACAGAACAGAAUUGGGCAAGAACUGAGGCCUCAGGAGGACCUGCCAUCACCAACCGCUUAAGAGGUAUAGCGGCUUUAACCAAAGACAACUGACAUGGCAAGAGAUACCACCAUGGGACAGUGUUGCUGUUCCUUCCAGAAACAGUGUCAUUAAAAAGGAUGUCCAUACUGUGAGAAUGUAGAGGCACUUGUGCAGCCCCAUUUAUCUCUGAAUGCUAGAAGAAUGGAUAAGCAUUUAUGAUCACUAUGAAGUAUUUGAAAUUUCCUCUUCCCAGUUGCACAAAUGGGUUUUAGCAUUUAUGAACUUCCCGUAUAUCUCUUUUUCUGCAAAAAAUGAGACUGGAAAAGAAAGAAGGGCCAAGAGGGGCUUCGGUUAAUGGGUAUGAUAAAUUCCGGGACAUGGUAAAAAGUAUUUACUAUCAGUGACAUGCUAUCAUUUAUAGCCUGAAUGAGAAAAAGUUCCCACCUCACGGAGCAGAACAGGUAAAGAAAUUCAGAGCAGGACUAACGCCUGUGCUACAGUCACUCUUAAGCAUGUCCAAAAAUGUAUCAAACCAAAAAUGUGUGGUGAUUUUUUUAAAAAAUGUAAUGGAGUACAGUCUUCCAUGAAAGAGGGUUGAGUAUUUACUGAAGUGUUUCUGGCAAUCUCUGGGUAAUUCUUAGUAAAGAGAUGAUAUUGGAAUAAUGAAGUUGUGGGAGAAAAUACUGAGGCCUUUAAUCGCAUAAAGUGGAAAUAUCCAUUUUUUCCAUCUUAGAAACAAACCCUGCAAAUAUCUAAACUGGAUCUAAAUUGACCUUUGCUCCUCAUUCAUGAAGCUAAAGUGUACUUUCUAUUACCUUACUUUCUCUGUCCUUUCCUGCUUUGUAAUGAGUCACUUCACUGAUAACGCAAGCAGGAAAAGAGUAAGAGCCAGAUUGACUUCUUUUCUUGGGCUUGCUUCAAAAAUAAAUAUCGGUAAAGGGGCAUUGCCAUCUAUUUUAGUUAAAUAGGAAAAUCAGGGAACUUGGAGAUUAUGAGAAUAUUUCCUAAAGAUUUCCUUGUGAGUUUUAAUUAUGCACUCCUUGUCCGAUUUGUGUUCACCUGCUGAGCAAUACAUGCUAUCAAAAUCAUAAAUUGAUUGCUCAGGCAAAUUAUUCAAAACAUGAUACGGGAUUUUCAUUCUCUGAAAACCAAAGUAUUGCAAAGACUUAAAUGAAAAUUAGGGUGGAGAGUGAGCAAGAAAGUAGGGGAGGCAUGUAGGUUGCUUCCUGAAUUAGAGAAAUUGGCUGGUCAUGUGUGGUGAUUAAUUUAUGAAAUCUCUAUAUAUUUGCUUCUGAAUAAAAACACUACUUCUGCAGAAAAAACGUACUUUGUGUUCA